AUGAAAAUUGCCAUAGAGGGAUGUGCACAUGGUGAAUUGGAUAAGAUAUACGAGUGUGUAGAAACUUUACAAAGAAGAGAAGGAAUAAACGUGGACUUAUUAAUAUGUUGUGGAGAUUUUCAAUCAGUCCGCAAUAAUGAUGACCUUAGGGCUAUGGCUGUGCCGGAGAAAUAUCAAAAUAUAUGUACGUUUUAUAAAUAUUACAGCGGGGAAAAAAUCGCCCCAAUAUUAACUAUAUUCAUUGGAGGCAAUCAUGAAGCUUCAAACUAUUUACAAGAGCUGCCGUAUGGUGGUUGGGUUGCACCAAACAUAUAUUACUUGGGCAGAGCCGGUGUUGUACAGUUUGGAAAUUUACGAAUAGGAGGAUUAUCAGGAAUAUUCAAGGGCCAUGAUUAUUUACAAGGUCUAUGGGAAUGUCCUCCGUACACUCCCGGUUCACUGAGAUCAGUAUACCAUAUAAGAUCUCUGGAUGUGUUUCGGUUAAGUCAAAUGAAAGAAAACAUUCACAUCAUGUUGUCACACGAUUGGCCGAGAGGUAUCACUAGUUAUGGGGAUAAAGAGAAUUUACUUAGACGGAAACCAUUCUUAAGAGAUGAUGUUGAGUCAAACCAAUUAGGCAGUCCCCCAGCAGAGAAGUUGUUACACACAUUGAAGCCUCAGUACUGGUUUGCUGCACAUUUGCAUUGCCAAUUUGCUGCUGUUAUUAAUCAUGACGAUAAUCAAGAAACAAAAUUUCUUGCUCUAGAUAAAUGUUUGCCACGAAGAAGGCAUUUGCAAAUAUUAGAUCUGGCACCAGAGUAUGAUGGUGACAAGACUUUAAAGUAUGAUCCUGAAUGGUUGGCAAUUUUGAGAAAUACCAAUCAUCUUUUAUCUGUUAAGAAUGUAGAUUGUCAUCUACCUGGCCCCGGAGGUGAUGAACGGUAUGAUUUCACACCAAGUGAAGAAGAGAAAAAUGCAAUAUUAAGUCUGUUAGAUACGUUAGUAAUAACCAAUGACUCAUUUGUGAAAACUGCACCGGUUUAUAGGCCUGGUGCACCAAAAUGUCCACCCACAGAACCUGUGUUAAACCCCCAAACUGCUUUUUUAUGUGAAAAGUUAGGUAUUGAUGAUCCCAUCCAGGUGAUUAUGGCUCGUUCAGGUAGAACUAUAAGGCGAGUACAAAUUGAAAAUAAUGAGAGUGAAGAGAAAGACGACAUUAUUGAACAGACUCCAUUCAAAUGUUCGAAGCUUUCUCUUCCGGCUCCAAUAACACCCAGUGGGAAUAACGAGGACACAUCAAGAGAAAUGUCAGCUUGUACGCCGGAAAACAGUUUUUUAUCUAUCAGUAAUACAUCAGAUUGUAUAACACCUCCAAGUGCUACAAAAAAGGUUUUCAAAAGACGUAAUCUGGCUAUAUAUACUCCUGAAGAAGAGCCCGAGAGUGAUUCAAGCAGUUCAUUUAUGAAUUCACAGAGUCCAAGAUCAAGCAAAAUAUUCUGUAAAGAUGACUUAUAA
Danaus chrysippus (African queen) is the source of this 1494-nucleotide messenger RNA. The record is from the annotation of a GenBank genome assembly. NCBI's taxonomy places the organism in Eukaryota, Metazoa, Arthropoda, Insecta, Lepidoptera, Nymphalidae.